CAUCGCGUCAUUCAAUAUUGUGUAAACUUUUUACCAAUCUGUGUACGUAUAACAAAUUAUAGAGACUGCUCAAAAGAUGUAAAUAUAAAAUUCGAGCAUCAGAUCUUGAUGGCAAUUAUAUGUAUAUGAACACAAGAAUAUUUCGAUUUAUUCGUGAUAACAUGAGAAGGAAUAUAUUUGGAACGAGUUGCCUAACAGGUGCUAGUUUUCAAUGACGUAGUACACAGUUCCGGUUAUUGCCGACCUUCCAGGAAAGUUAGUAUUGCGUUUGAGAAUGUCAAGUAGGUGUUUACUUCGUAGUCUCCGGACUGUCGGCCAACACAGAGGACUGCAAGUGCCAUGUAUAACAAGACUAAACCGUAGGGCAAAUUUUUCAUCAGUGUUAUUUAGGAAAGCACAUCACCCACAUUAUCCAGCCGUAAAUGUUAACUACGACCUCAAACGUUACGUGGCGACCGAAGAAAAGAAGUUCGAGUGCUUUAAUAUCCAAGAUGCUAAAGACUUUCAAACCAAAGUGAUGGAGAGUCCAUUGCCAGUGGUUGUUGAUUUUCAUGCCACGUGGUGUGGUCCCUGCAAACUCCUUGGACCAAGACUUGAAGCAAUCAUUUCUAACAAAGGUGGACAAGUAAUAUUAGCCAAAGUGGAUGUGGAUGACAAUGUUGAAAUAGCGAUGGAGUAUUUGGUUGAAUCAUUACCAACAGUCAUUGGAUUCAAGAAUGGAAGGAAAAUAAAUAAAUUUAUUGGACUGCAAGAGGACGACAUUAUUGAUUCCUUUGUUGAGCAAUUAAUACACUAACAGUUUGAAUAGCAGAGCUUGGCAUUUGUUUAAUGAUACCUGUGAAAAUAUUUCACACGUGAAUCAUACCAAUGUUUUCUGAUUGUGCCACUGAUUGUAUAGAAUCUGGUGUCUAUGUACAUAAGAUAUAACAUAUUAAGAUACUGUGAACAGUCAAAAGAUUUUUCCUUAUGACUGGAUUAAGAAAAGGAUGAAAUUUUUAUUGUCAAUUCAUAUCUUACUGUUAUUACAGGUUGUAUUUUAAGAGAUCCAUGUUAUAAAUGGAAAUUAAAAAAUAUUCAAAUUAAA
This is a messenger RNA of Ostrea edulis (European flat oyster), 1084 nucleotides long. RefSeq names its product thioredoxin, mitochondrial-like. Gene Ontology annotation, cellular component: cytoplasm. Gene Ontology annotation, molecular function: protein-disulfide reductase activity; oxidoreductase activity, acting on a sulfur group of donors, disulfide as acceptor. Bases 275 to 796 code for a protein of 173 amino acids. The transcript has 4 exons. Lineage: Eukaryota; Metazoa; Mollusca; Bivalvia; Ostreida; Ostreidae. The record is from RefSeq and is a predicted model, not a curated record.